AUGGGAAGCACACCGCCGGCGUUUGCAGGAGACACACGACAGGCGUCGACAUGCUCUCGGCACUCCGUUCGCAGGCUCUGCCCUCACCAAACCCGACACCCCAGCCCCGCGCGGCCCACGUUUGGCCCAACGGCAGGAACGGAGGCGCACGCCCGGAGCCCUGUAGGAGAGACCCUGUGCGAUGCUGGCCGGAGGGGAGCUGGAGCCGCGGCCGGGAGGGCGGCACGGGCGGUCAGGGGUGCAGCAUGUGAGCCUGGAGGAGGUCCAGCCGCAGCCGCCGGCGAAAGGGCAGUGGGGGCGCAGGAGCUGCAAACUGAGGGGCAGCAGCAGGCCGGGGGGCUGCAGGAUCUGGAAGGGGAGCUGGAGGGGCCACAAGAGGAGGCGCGAGGGGAGCUGCCGGUGGGCGUGCAUGACGGGAGUCAAACAGGGAAUCAGCCCCAGCUGCAGGCAGGGGGGCAGCAAGGGCGUCAUGAGGGGAACCAGCCCUUGCCUGGCAGCGUACAACAGGGGUUGCCGAUGAGUGAGUCGCAGGAGUCGCAGGCGCAGGGUCAGCAGGGGGUCACGAGCCCGGGUGGCACAGGCCAAGCGGAACGGCCGCGGGCACGGCGCCGAAGGGGGCGACGACAGGGAGGGCAGAGGGCUGGGGGCCAGCCGGGGGUGACAGGAGCACCCGAGGGAGUGCAGCAGCCAGGGGGGCAGUCGGGGGCGACCGGAGCACCCGAGGGAGUGCAGCAGCCAGGGGGGCAGCCGGGGGCGACCGGAGCACCCGAGGGAGUGCAGCAGCCAGGGGGGCAGCCGGAGGCGACCGGAGCACCCGAAGGAGUGCAGCAGCCAGGGGGGCAGCCGGGGGCGACCGGAGCACCCGAGGGAGUGCAGCAGCCAGGGGGCCAGCCGGGGGCGACCAGAGCACCCGACGGAGUGCAGCAGCCAGGGGGGCAGUCGGGGGCGACCGGAGCACCCGAGGGAGUGCAGCAGCCAGGGGGGCAGCCGGGGGCGACCGGAGCACCCGAGGGAGUGCAGCAGCCAGGGGGGCAGCCGGAGGCGACCGGAGCACCCGAGGGAGUGCAGCAGCCAGGGGGGCAGCUGGGGGCGACCGGAGCACCCGAGGGAGGGCAGCAGCCAGGGGAGCAGCCGGGGAUGACCGGAGCACCCGAGGGAGCGCAGCAGUCUGGAGGGCAGUUGAUGGACGACCAGGGGCAGCAGUGGGAGGAGUGGUGCCGACUGUUGGAGUUUGAUACCCCCAUGGCGAUUGCGGAGGAGUCGGAGGCGGACGGAGAGCCUCCCAGGCCGCCUUCGCCAUGCCCCCGUUUUCAGUGUGACACGUGUUUUCACACGUUCGCUACGCGAGGGGCCGCCGCGAACCACAUGAGGGUCUGCCGGGCAGCUGAGGCGGAGAGGCGCGCGCAGGCUCUCGGCUCGAUCCCGUCUCUGGUGGAGACCGACACGCAGGAGCGCUCGGUCGGGGGUUUUAGACGCGCUCUGUUGCAUCUUAAAGCGUUUGAAGAGCCGACCGGGGGAUGA
This is a messenger RNA of Closterium sp. Naga37s-1, 1521 nucleotides long. The record is from the annotation of a GenBank genome assembly. Lineage: Eukaryota; Viridiplantae; Streptophyta; Zygnematophyceae; Desmidiales; Closteriaceae.